AUGGCGAGGGAUCCAAAGGGCAAAAGACAAGUAUCAACCGAGACUACAGAACUUGGAAAAGUGCUAUAUGUGUGCCAAGAACAACUUGUAUUAAAGCUGAUCGCAAAAGAUAUUCCUUACCCGAAUUCAAGUGUGUUGGACGGAUCAUCCAAGGUGAUUGGAAAGGUAGACGAAGUUCUUGGAAGGAUGGAUGACGUGCAUGUAACUGUUACAUUGAGUGUGGCUGAACAAACAAACAGAACAGGGCAGGUUCUUCUUGCAUAUGCUGACAAGUUCAUUGCAAAGCAAAGAUUUGCAGCACGAAGUGAGGUUGAGAAGAAGAAGGAGGAAAGAGAUACCAUGAAAGCCAAGUCAAAAAGAAAUGGAAUGGAAAGAAGCAGAGAAGCCAAUACAAGUAAAGGAAGCGGUGAGAGAAAGCCUGAUGGCGGAUGGAAUAGUAAUAAGAAAGACUUCAGAAGUAAUAAUAACCGAAACAAUAACAAUAAUAACAGAAGCAAUGGCAAUGCAAGCAGUAAUAACAGAAAUAAUAACAAAAAGUUUACAAACAACCAGAAUAAAAGACAGUCAAGACCAAGGUAG
Messenger RNA from Ordospora colligata OC4, 579 nucleotides. RefSeq names its product putative RNA-binding protein. The record is from RefSeq and is a predicted model, not a curated record. Bases 1 to 579 code for a protein of 192 amino acids. Gene Ontology annotation, biological process: ribosome biogenesis; pseudouridine synthesis. NCBI's taxonomy places the organism in Eukaryota, Fungi, Microsporidia, Ordosporidae. The transcript has a single exon.